Molecule: messenger RNA, 572 nt
Organism: Choloepus didactylus (southern two-toed sloth)
Lineage: Eukaryota; Metazoa; Chordata; Mammalia; Pilosa; Megalonychidae
Product: cytochrome c oxidase subunit 6A1, mitochondrial
Exons: 3
Coding region: 62-391 (109 amino acids)
Biological process (GO): mitochondrial electron transport, cytochrome c to oxygen
Cellular component (GO): mitochondrial inner membrane
Molecular function (GO): enzyme regulator activity
Source: RefSeq, a predicted model, not a curated record
CCGCCUCCAGGGCAUAUCUGUCUGUUUCCGCUUCCGUCGGUUGCAGCUGUCCAUCUCGAAAAUGGCGGCGUCUACUAGGUCUGGGGUUUUGGGGCUGCUAGCUCGCUCUCGGCCGCAGCUGGGGCGGCCUAUGUCGAGUGGCGCCCACGGCGAGGAGGGCUCAGCUCGCAUGUGGAAGGCCCUCACCUAUUUCGUCGCGCUUCCCGGGGUGGGAGUGAGCAUGUUGAACUGCGUCUUGAAGUCGCGUGAAGAAGAGCACGAGAGGCCCGAGUUCAUCGCCUACCCCCAUCUCCGCAUCAGGUCCAAGCCCUUUCCCUGGGGAGAUGGUAACCAUUCUCUAUUCCAUAACCCUCAUGUGAAUCCGCUACCAACUGGCUAUGAAGAUGAAUAGAGAACCUGGACCACUACCGAGGCACUGGGGACCACAGCCCUGGGUUGGACCACUACUCUGCGCAUGGACCAGAAGUAUAUGGGACCCUAUAUUCAACCUUUACUUUCAUCAAAUGAUGAUCUUCCAUCCCUUUGCUUUUGGCAGGAGAUGACUUAAAUAAAUAACUUAUCUUAGAUUGUCA